Molecule: messenger RNA, 1647 nt
Organism: Iphiclides podalirius (scarce swallowtail)
Lineage: Eukaryota; Metazoa; Arthropoda; Insecta; Lepidoptera; Papilionidae
Source: the annotation of a GenBank genome assembly
AUGACGCCGUGCUACGUCUGCAACAGCACCGGCCACAACUGCCGCGCCCUGCCACAGCGGCGAGCUAGUCUCGACGAGGAGGCGAUCCCCACCACGGAGAUGAGUGGCAACGCUCUCAACAAUGGCACCGAGCCCACAGAAACGUACGAAGAGUACCAGCCGAUGGGAGUCGAGGACACUGACUUUGUGCUGUAUGUCAGCGCCUUGGAGACGGAGAGGUGCAGGCGGGGCCUCAUGGUGGCGUACGCGUCUCAUUGCCAGCAGGAGUCGGCCCUGGACAGGCCCGUGGCGGGCCAUGCGAACUUCUGUCCCGGUGAACUGUCGACGAACUACAGGGAUCUCCCGUCGGUGCUCUCUGUGGUCAAGCACGAGAUGCUGCACGCUCUCGGCUUCACUGUGUCUCUCUUCGGUUUCUAUCGCGACGACAAUGGGGAACCGCUGACUGAGAGGAGACCUGACACAGGAGACCCACCUUUGGACGAGGAGCUCCAGAUCCACAAGUGGUCUUCGCGCGUGGUCCGCAACGUGACCAGGAGGAACUGGAUGGUGAGGGGCGGCUACGUGGAGCGCACCUUCAACAUGGUCGUCACGCCCAGGGUCGUGAAAGAGGUUCGUGAACACUUCAACUGUUCCAAGCUCGAGGGUGCCGAGUUGGAAGACCAGGGCGGAGAUGGCACGGCCCUCACCCAUUGGGAGAAGAGGGUCUUCGAGAACGAGGCGAUGACCGGCACCCACACGCAGAACUCCGUGUUCAGCCGCGUCACGUUCGCCAUGCUCGAGGACACCGGCUGGUACCGCGCCGACUACAGUUACGCGGCGCCCCUCGACUGGGGCAGGAACCUCGGCUGCGGCUUCGCCAUGGCCUCCUGCAAGCAGUGGCUGAACGCGCAAAGGUUGAGACGAAAGAGUCCGGCGCCUUUCUGCGAGAGGGUCAAGGGUGAUCCGCUCCGGACGGAGUGCUCGCCCAGGAGGACCGCCUUGGUCCUCUGCAACCUGGUCCGCCACGACACCAUUUUGCCCAGGGCCUACCAGCACUUCGACCUGCUGCCGAACGUGCCGCCCGGGGAGGAGGCCCACUACGGCGGCUCCGUCUCCCUGGCGGACUACUGCCCCUACCUGCAGGAGUUCACCUGGAAGCAUAAGAGCGUCCUCAUCCGGGGCAGCCGCUGCUCCUACGAGGAGAACACGCCAAAGACGGACGUGAAUUUCGCCUUGGAGAACUACGGGCCCCACUCCAAAUGUUUCGACCACAGCGACAGGGUAUGGGAGCAGAAGUCAUGCAGACAGAUUAGGGAGUGGCAACACUGGGGCUCCGGUUGCUACAAGUACAAAUGCCAGAGCGGUAGACUUCAUAUAAUGGUGGGCAACUACUCGUACACCUGCUACUACGCGGGGCAGGUGCUCCAGGUGCGGAUAAUGCAGCGGGGCUGGCUGCACCGCGGCGGCGUGGUCUGCCCGCCGUGCAGGGAGCUCUGCGCCGAGGAGUUCGCGUCUCGGGAGGAGUACUGCAAAGGGGGCGAGGAGGCGCCGCCACCGAACCUGUAUCCGAACGACAUGUUGGUUUGCCGCGCUUCGCUCCCGCCCGCCGCCAUCUUGCCGGCCGCCAUCUUGUCCGCGGCCGCCAUCUUGCUGUCGUGCGUGACGCUC